Messenger RNA from Trichobilharzia szidati, 2141 nucleotides. The record is from the annotation of a GenBank genome assembly. Lineage: Eukaryota; Metazoa; Platyhelminthes; Trematoda; Strigeidida; Schistosomatidae.
AUCACAUCAGCCAAUCACAUUUAUCCACAUAGACUACUAUAGUAAUUUAAGCAACGUCCGUUGACAAUUGUGUUUAUCGCGAACAGUGGACCUACCAUCAUGAGGUCUCCAUGGUUUUUGUUGUUAUCUUACCUCUUUUGUGUCGUUAUUUGUGAAGAAAAGAAAGAAGAUUAUGGAACUGUUAUCGGCAUUGAUUUAGGAACUACAUAUUCAUGUGUCGGGGUAUUUCAGGGUGGAAGAGUGGAAAUAAUCGCCAACGAUCAGGGUAAUAGGAUUACUCCUUCUUAUGUGGCAUUCACUACGGAAGGUGAACGGCUUAUUGGAGAUGCUGCCAAACACCAACUUACCUCCAACCCUGAGAACACAGUUUUUGAUGUCAAGAGACUCAUUGGAAGAACUUUUGAUGAGCAGUCAGUACAAGACGAUAUUAAGCACUACCCUUUCAAAGUUGUCAACAAAAAGAAUAAACCCUAUGUUGAAGUGAAAGUUGGUGCUGAAACAAAGUCGUUUGCUCCAGAAGAGAUUUCUGCUAUGGUUUUAGGAAAGAUGAAAGAAAGUGCUGAAGCAUAUUUGGGUAAAAAGGUGACACAUGCCGUAGUUACUGUGCCAGCCUACUUCAGUGAUGCUCAACGUCAGGCAACAAAAGAUGCUGGUACCAUUGCAGGGUUGAAUGUGCUUCGUAUUAUUAACGAACCAACUGCAGCUGCAAUUGCCUACGGUUUGGACAAAAAGGAAGGUGAGAAGAAUAUCCUCGUUUUUGAUCUUGGGGGUGGUACGUUCGAUGUUUCUUUGCUCACCAUUGAGAAUGGAGUGUUUGAAGUGGUUGCCACGAAUGGUGAUACACAUCUGGGUGGGGAAGAUUUUGACCAACGUGUUAUUGAUCAUUUCGCAAAGUUGAUUCUUAAGAAAAAAGGUAAAGAUAUUAAAACAGACAAACGUGCUGUACAGAAGUUGAGACGUGAGGUUGAGAAGGCGAAGAGGACUUUGAGUACAAUGCAAACUGUGCGAGUUGAGAUUGAAUCUCUGAUUGAUGGUGAGGAUUUUUCUGAAACUCUUACACGAGCCGUAUUUGAAAAGUUAAAUAUGGAUUUAUUCACGAGGACUUUGGAGCCUGUUAAGAAGGUCCUGCAAGAUGCCAGUAUGAAGAAAGAAGAGAUUGACGAGAUUGUCUUGGUUGGUGGAUCCACUCGAAUUCCGAAAGUCCAGCAACUACUGCAGGAUUUCUUUGACGGCAAAGAACCAAACAGAGGAGUUAAUCCUGAUGAAGCAGUCGCUUAUGGUGCAGCUGUACAGGGUGGUGUUAUAGGUGGUGUAGAAAAUACUGGAGGUGUUGUGUUGCUGGAUGUUUGUCCCUUGACACUGGGUAUUGAAACAGUUGGUGGUGUAAUGACAAAACUCAUCCCAAGAAAUACAGUUAUUCCAACAAAGAAAUCGCAAAUAUUUUCUACAGCUGCCGAUAACCAACCUACUGUGACCAUUCAAGUAUUCGAGGGUGAACGAGCAAUGACAAAGUUCAACCAUUUCCUUGGUAAAUUUGAUUUGACUGGUAUUCCUCCAGCACUACGUGGUGUUCCACAAAUUGAAGUUACCUUCGAAAUCGAUGUAAACGGCAUAUUGAGAGUAUCAGCGGAAGAUAAAGGAACAGGUAAAUCAAACAAAAUUGAGAUCAAUAAGGAACAAAACCGUCUCAAUCCUGAAGAAAUCGAGAAGAUGAUCAAUGAUGCUGAACAAUUUGCAGCAUCUGAUAAGAAACUGAAAGAGCGCGUCGAUGCCAGAAACGAACUUGAGAGUGCUGCUUAUACUCUAAAGGCACAAAUUGGUGAUAAGAAUCAGCUUGGAGAAAAGUUGAAACCAGAUGAUAAAAAGACAAUGGAAAAGAUUAUAGAAGAAACCAUCGCUUUCUUGGACAGUAACCCACAAGCAGAAGUUGAGGAAUUGAAACAGAAGAAGAAAGCAUUUGACGAGGUUGUCCAGCCAAUCAUUUCCUCCUUGUACCAACAGUCAGGUACUCCACCUCCUCAACCUGAUCAAGAAAAGGAUGAACUGUAGGUGAAUUUUGUUUUUGAUCCCGUUGUACAUUUCCCCACUGUGUUUUCUUCCCUUAUUUUACUUGUUUGAUAUAAAAGUAUGGUGAUACACUG